Molecule: messenger RNA, 918 nt
Organism: Aureobasidium uvarum
Lineage: Eukaryota; Fungi; Ascomycota; Dothideomycetes; Dothideales; Saccotheciaceae
Source: the annotation of a GenBank genome assembly
AUGCGUCCCUCCACUUUCGUUGCCGGCCUUGCUGCCGUUGCUGCUCCUGCUUUUGCCCAGAACGCAUCCAUCUGUGACAAGUACACCACUGCUCUGCUCAAGGAGAACACUGGCGCCAACCAAUUGACCCUGUUGACCCUCCUUGUCAACACUGUUGUCAUUGGUAACUACACCAAGCCCAACAUGAACGCUGUCCCCGGUAUCCUUGCCAAGGGCAACUACAUGGGCACCGAGGUCAACCUCCUUCCUUACUUCAACGGCGGUCUUGCCUCAUCCAACCGUGGCGGUAGCUCUGGUGUCUCCAUCAACUUCCUCGACGAUGGCGGUGCCGUCCCUCUCACCAUGAACAUGCCCUCCAACGGCACUUCAUCCAACCAGUACAAGCUCAUGACCCACUUGUACCAGUACUUCGGUGCUCUCCUUGGCUGCUCUGCCACUGGUUUCCCCAGCUACGCCGGCUUCGGCUCCCAGGCUGCUGUCCACAGAUUCAUGGACCUCUCUGCUGCAGAGGUCGGCUACUUCAUCGAGCAAGUUGCCCUCGCCGCCUCUUCCUUCGGCGUCACCCAGGACGACAUUGCUGUUGUCGGCAAGGCCCUCAACACCAUCUUCAACGUCCGCUGCGCUCCCNCCACCACCGUCAUCCCUGCCCAGGGUGCUCAGCUCCAGAGCAUCUGCCAGGAUGAAACCUGCCUCCUCGCCCCCAUGGCCACCUGCGCUGCCUACCCUGCCACCAUGAAGCCCGCCAAGAGCAACUCGACCAUGGCCGGCUCUAGCUCCAUGGCCAACGGCACCAUGGCUGCUGGCACUGGCUCUGCUGCCAGCGCCUCUUCUUCUCACCCCGCUUCGUACACUGGUGCCGCCGCCAAGAUCGGUGCCGGUGCUGCUGGUCUUUUGGCCGCCGCCGUCCUCGCUCUGUAA